This is a messenger RNA of Drosophila ananassae, 2841 nucleotides long. RefSeq names its product eukaryotic translation initiation factor 4E type 2 (gene eIF4EHP). The transcript is spliced from 3 exons. The coding region runs from base 555 to 1115 and encodes 186 amino acids. The record is from RefSeq and is a predicted model, not a curated record. Gene Ontology annotation, molecular function: translation initiation factor activity; RNA 7-methylguanosine cap binding. Gene Ontology annotation, cellular component: eukaryotic translation initiation factor 4F complex. Gene Ontology annotation, biological process: translational initiation. NCBI's taxonomy places the organism in Eukaryota, Metazoa, Arthropoda, Insecta, Diptera, Drosophilidae.
AACACUGAUUUAUAGAUUUGACAGCGCCGCGUGGAAUGUGGACCGCAAGUGGAACGUAAUUGGACGCAUGUUGUACAAAAAGAAACGUCAAACUGCAAUCGAGUGAACCAAAACGAGCCAGCAAAUAAAUAAUAAGCAUACCCACUGGAAACCCACUGACAUAAAGGACUCGUACCGAAACAGGAUCAUUGUUGACUAGUUAUCGGAGGACUCGAAGAGCAGGAACCGCUCCCCAAGCAGCGGCGGCCCCAAAAUCGCCAAAAAGCCAUCGCGCACACAAACAAACAAACCCACGCACUCACACUCACACUCACACUCGCAAUCGCACUCGCAGCACUCGCGCAGCCAAGGAGCUGAAAUAAAAGCAAAAGAGAAUUCCGCCAUAAGAAGCAGAAGCAGCACUAGCAGUACUAGAAACUAGAAAACACAUAGUUAUCGUUCCCAUUCUCGAUCGGCUGAAGCGGUUGGAGCAACGGCAACCACAGCCACGGAAAUAGCCACAAUAACAGUCACAAAGUUUGGAUACGGAUUCGGAGCCGGAAGCCAUCGCCAGGAUGAGCAUGGAGAAAGUAGCCAGCAAGCAGUACGAGUCGAAAGUCUGGCCAGAAAUCGUCGACAGCGACGACAGCGAUGUGGAGAACGAGAUAGACGUGGACAAGCUGCCGCCACUGGAGGUGGGACCAGGCGAGAACCGGCUGCAGCACACAUAUUGCCUUUGGUUCUCCAGGAAGGGGACGCAGCGGGCGGCCGCCGACUACAGCAAAUCGCUGCACGUGGUCGGGCGGUGCGCCAGCGUGCAGCAAUGGUGGUCGCUUUACUCGCACCUCAUCCGGCCCACCGCCCUCAAGCCCUACCGGGAGCUGAGCCUCUUCAAGCAGGGCAUCAAGCCCAUGUGGGAGGACCCAGCGAACAGCAAGGGCGGCCAGUGGGUGAUACGGCUCCGCAAGAACAAGAUAGAACGGGCAUGGGAGAACGUCUGUAUGGCGAUGCUCGGCGAGCAGUUCCUCGUCGGCGACGAGAUUUGCGGCAUAGUGCUCCAGACAAAGUAUCCGAUAAAGCCCGAACGCAGCCGCACAAUGCAUACAAAUGAGCGGAGGUGCCCCGGAGUCACGUAGCCGCCAGGAUGGAGCAGGAGGAGCAGGACGAACUCUCGCGGAGAACCCCACCUCAAAAGCAACACCAAAAAGAGGUGGCUCUAAUUAAGACAGGCCGGGUCUGGUUAGGCUGGUCUGGGGUCAAGUCUAAGGGCCUGGCCAAAAUUAAUGGAGCCCACGAGUGGCAGAGCAUUUUCGGCGUUCACACAAAUUAAAUUCCAUCAAGUUUAUUUGCUGAAAAUGAAGCGGCAGCAUAAGCAAGGGCCAGAACAGCGCAGGAGUAGCAGAAAAGUGGAGGAGCAACAGCCGCCGCCUCCCCAGAUGGUCUUAAUUUAAUUUCCCCGCCUCCCGAAACCCUUUUCCCAGCUCGGCCCCCAAUGCUGAGAGCUAGCACGUGUUGCCAUGUUACCAUUUACAAUUUUCCAUUUAGAGCCGAAGGAGUAGAAAGUCUGUUCAGGGCCGGGACACACGACAGGACACUACCAAACAAAUUAAACAAAAGCUAAUCAGAGUUGACAAGAUCUGUCCGGUUUAUAUUCUUUAAAUUCUUCAUGUAAAUAGUCAUUAUAAUUAUUAUUGUGGUCUAUGCCCCAAAGUCCUUAAGGGAUGCAAAAAAGAAAAAAUAAUAUUUAUUACAAAUCUCCCACAAAUGCUAUAAUUAUAAAAUUGAAAAAAAAAACGAGACGAAGAUGGAGAUGGAUGGAGAUUAGAGGAAAAUCUAUUAAUUAGUAAUUAUUAUAAUGUGAUGUUAUAUAUAUAAAUCAAUCGAUAAAAAAGAAAACUAAAGCAAAUUGAAAACAAAAUAAAAAUUGUUAACCACAUAACAAAUUUCACUAAGUAGAUUUUUCGAAUUAAAUUUAAAUUUAAAGUAUAGAAGAAGUAUAGAAAACCCAGAAAAAAAAUCUUUCCUGUAUACACGAGAUAAAAAAAUUGCGUUUUUCUGCAUAACUAAUGGAUAUGUAAAAUGAUUUUUCAAGUUUAGAUUGCCCUAUAUACCUUAAUAAACAAAUAUAUAAAUAAACAAAAUUAUACAUAUAUAAUUACACUUUCUAUGUAAAUGUUGUGCGUAUAUAAAAAUUAACGAAAGUACAGAGCCCAGAUUUCGACACCUUUCAGUUUGUUUAUAUGUGUGUGCAAUAUAUUCUCCUCCAUUUGCGCUUGGCUUAAUCGAGAACAUUUUUGGGCCUUAAACCAACCUACUCAAGCCUUACUUAUUAGCCACAAUUCUUCAGAUCAAUAUAACAAAGUAUAUGUAUGUAUAUCCCCGGGGGAGGAGGGCAGCCCCCACACAAAUGAUUGUUCUAUAUCUACGUGAAUGUGUUCGUUUAUAAUCUUGUAUAAAAGCACGCUCUCUUCUCCGCUCAGACACGAAAUGUUUGUAAAAUAUAUUCGAUUCGACAAGUCAGAAACGGAAGAUACGAAAUUAACCUAUAAAAUAAAUAAUACUUCUGGGAGUAAAGCAAGAAGACACUUUAGUUUUUCUACUUGAAUCGCAUUUCUUCCACUUUUUACCAGUCAAAGAUACUUGAAAUGAUAAAUUGAUCGAAAGGAGGAAUGAAUUUUGAGUCUCUUCGAUGAUACCCAAGCUCAAAAACAAACGAACCCCAAACAAAAAAGUUGAGACGAAAUUAAUGUUUAAGAAUAAUAGGUUCUAUUAUUUUAGUUGUUCUGUUAUUUAUAUGUUAGACUUAGGUUCUGUAUAAUUUAUCAUUAAGUUUUGGCUCUGCAAUAAAAACAGAAAACUAUA